Molecule: messenger RNA, 834 nt
Organism: Malassezia restricta
Lineage: Eukaryota; Fungi; Basidiomycota; Malasseziomycetes; Malasseziales; Malasseziaceae
Product: AP-3 complex subunit sigma
Exons: 1
Coding region: 1-834 (277 amino acids)
Biological process (GO): intracellular protein transport; vesicle-mediated transport
Cellular component (GO): membrane coat; intracellular membrane-bounded organelle
Source: RefSeq, a predicted model, not a curated record
AUGACUAUUCGCGCGGUGCUCAUAUUCAACAACUAUGGCCGACCAAGGUUGACAAAGUUUUAUUCGCAUCUACCAACAGACCGACAACAAACGCUCAUCCAGCUCAUUUUCCAAAUUGUGAGUCGUCGUGACGAGAAUGCCGUAUGCAAUUUUCUGGAUGCACCUGAACUCACGCCAUUCCUGCCUCCCACCACCGGGGAUGCAUGGUCUAGGCUCAAGACAACGUCUUCUCUGAAAUCUGAUGAACAGGAGGAUGUUAGCAGUGACUUUGAUCCUUGGUUAGAUUACGAAGAUGAUCUAUCGACCGAGAAGCUUCAAUAUCAUCAUGCAACACAUCGAUGGCGACCCGAUGACGAGCUUCGCGUGAUAUACCGCCAUUAUGCCACAUUAUACUUUGUGCUUGUCGUCGACCAGAGCGAGAGUGAGCUGGGUAUUUUAGAUUUGAUUCAGGUUCUAGUCGAGGCGUUGGACGAAUCCUUUGAAAAUGUGUGCGAACUCGAUUUGAUCUUCCAUUUUGAAGAAGUGCAUGCUAUCGUUGAUCAGAUUGUGCAAGGAGGGCUCGUCCUUGAAACGAAUCUUGGACAGAUUGUGACUGCCGUGCAAGCUGUACGUCAAGCUUAUAAGGCCCCAUUGUCAUCCGCUUCAUCCAUCAGCAGCUUGCCGGGCUCUCUUGCUUCUAGCCUGAGUUCUACGUGGUCACCUUUAUCUCUCGGCCACCUUGCUGACCGCGGGACUGAUACCCUGGACUUUAUUCAACAGUUUGGAUCGCAGUAUUGGCAUGCCAUUCAAUCCAAUGCUGCGCGACCCUCCGGGAUGCGCUCACGCUUUUCGUGA